Molecule: messenger RNA, 1575 nt
Organism: Rhinocladiella mackenziei CBS 650.93
Lineage: Eukaryota; Fungi; Ascomycota; Eurotiomycetes; Chaetothyriales; Herpotrichiellaceae
Exons: 4
Coding region: 1-1575 (524 amino acids)
Source: RefSeq, a predicted model, not a curated record
AUGUCGCGCUAUGUCGAUGACCCUGACUACCGCCGCGGCGAGCCUCGUCACUCCUCCAGAAGAGAACCUCGCGAGCGUGAUCCUCGGGAUCGUAUUGAAACUACAAGAGACAGAAGAACAAUAGACGACCGUUUGGACCGAGAUACCCGUAUGAGUGAUCCCAUGGACACCCGAAUGGAUACCCGUAUGGACACCAGGAUGGACAACCGCGUGGAUAUCCGGACAGAUCAAAGGGCCAACACUGCUUCUCGUAUCGAGCCUCGACCUGACCGUAUGGCGGAUAGCCGCAGUGCUGAGCCCGAAGGCGGCAUCGUGAUGCUGCGGGACCCUACCACCGGAGACAUCUAUCGCGAAGUGAGACAGCCCGUACCGUCCAGGACUCCCUACAAUCGUGAUGAUCGUGAUUAUGAUGCCCCCUCAAGAAGUCGGACAACUAUGGAUACAUCCAUAAGCAGGGACCGUGAAUCCAUAAGGCCAGAAUAUACAGAAUACUUUUGCCCAGGAGAUGGAAUUGAACGAGAAGUCAUCCAACAUGAAAUCUGCAAGUAUCUUGGUCAGGAUGCCGUUUGCCGCCCCGGCCGUAACAACGAAGGUCGUGCUGGAUACUGGGUCAAGGCCUAUCGCCCUUUCACCACGGCAAUGGAACAAUCCCUCCGUGAGGAUACUAUCAAAUGGCAACGCGAACGAGAACGACGGGCCAGACAAGGCCAAUCUCGAGGUAUGGCUCGUUAUGAGAUGCAAAAGAACCGAUCUGAGGAUCGUGUAGGUUCCUAUGCGGAAAUGCAAGCCCGACAGGAAGCCCAACGACGAUACCCAGGAGAUAUGGACCUUGAUGAUGAUGAUUAUAACCGUCCUGGCCCUUGGCAUCGUGAUGUCGAUCCUCCCCGUCCGGUCGCCAGUGGUCGCGUACCUAUACCGGUCAGUUCUGCUUAUUCGCCAGAGCCUGGUUAUCCUGCUUCAUACACCAUCUCUUCCAAUCAACAGCCAUAUCCUCCCGGCCAGCCCCCAUAUUACGGACCCGAAAGAGAGCCCAGGACUUUCGGUGGAGGUAACACGACACCUCCGUCAAUGAGUCGACCCGGACAGCAAGGGGGUUAUGUACAACCCGGUUAUCCCUCCAGGACAGGCCCUCCCGUAUCAUCCUCCAUACCUGCUUCCUAUGGAGACCCCAGAAGAGACGUGAUGGGUUCAUAUCCCGCCGGCGGCUACCCUGAUUCACAUGGAUAUCUGUGUCUGCAUCUUCGAGGAUGCAUCAUUAUCUUAUCUUCCAGGAUGAUUGCAUUAUCACCUGACUACCCGGGAUUGACACAAGCCGCCUUUAUGCCCACGAGAGGAUACCCGGAUUGUUUCAUCAGCAUUCACGAGGCCAUGACUUUCAUGAUUCUGAAGAGUGCACAGGCUCGCAUAGGCUGCCGGUACAUUGCGAGGUCGUUAAGCCAUCAAACACUGGAGUUGGGAUUGAUCCAUAUUUUUCCUUCUCGCCGGGUUCUGGAGGGCCUUUGUGGAGUACCACUCAAAAUGGAGUCUUUCCAAGCUUCGAUAUACCAUACGGCACAGCCGGCUUUGCGGAUCUGA